Suillus subalutaceus is the source of this 387-nucleotide messenger RNA. RefSeq lists its product as uncharacterized. Bases 1 to 387 code for a protein of 128 amino acids. Lineage: Eukaryota; Fungi; Basidiomycota; Agaricomycetes; Boletales; Suillaceae. The record is from RefSeq and is a predicted model, not a curated record. The transcript has a single exon.
AUGAUCAUACACAGGUUUCGCUGGGUUCAGUGUCAACUGGACGAAAUUGUGGCUUGCAAAAGACUUGUAGAUAUCAAGGAAGCCCUCAAUAACCUUCCAGCUGGACUUUACGAGACGUAUGAUAGGGUUUUUCAGACUAUCAAACAAAGAGGACGAAGCGAUGACCAAAUUGCUCGGAGUUAUUUACUUUGGCUGGCUGGCGCGCUCACCCCAUUGAUGCUUGAUCAGCUCAAAGAAGCAAUGAUGAUUGAAGUCGGAAAAUCAAAACUUAAUCCAAACCUUGGUGUGAUGGACCCUUUGGACAUCGUGGCCGCGUGCGGAAACCUUGUGGCCUACGAUAAGAAAACUAGUGCUGUCGCUCUGUCUCAUUAUAGCGUCAAAGUAUGA